Geodia barretti is the source of this 1886-nucleotide messenger RNA. NCBI's taxonomy places the organism in Eukaryota, Metazoa, Porifera, Demospongiae, Tetractinellida, Geodiidae. The record is from the annotation of a GenBank genome assembly.
GUAAUUUCAAAAAGGUCAAUCUCACCUUUGAUCCUCGCUUCGGUCACGACGAAAAAGCUCAGGUUCAGGGCAGGGCUGUAAUGACUGCUGGAAACGAGACGGCAGAGAAGCCUGCAAGGGCCCAGCCUGGACCUGUCACGAACCUGCUGGCCGGAGGGGUAGGAGGAAUAUGUCUGGUGAUAACGGGGCACCCUCUGGACACUAUCAAGGUCCGUCUGCAGACGCAGCAGCCUGGCCAGGCACAGUUCAAGGGUACCUUAGACUGUGCACUACAGACGGUCAGACACGAGGGUGUCCGAGGACUGUACAGGGGGAUGCUGGCCCCACUGAUAGGAGUGACUCCAAUGUACUCAAUCUGCUUCUUUGGCUACGGUGUGGGCAAACAACUGCAGACAAAGUCACCCAAUCAGGAGCUCUCACUGCUGCAGCAUUUCAAUGCUGGAAUGGUGGCUGGAGUGAUGACAACUGUUAUCAUGGCACCUGGUGAGAGGAUCAAGUGUCUCAUGCAGAUCCAGCAAUCAAUGAAGGGCGAGGCCAAGUACUCGGGGUCCAUGGACUGUGCCAGACAGCUGUUCAGAGAGGGAGGGAUACGGAGUGUCUACAGAGGAACUGCUGCCACACUCCUCAGAGAUGUACCGGCUUCAGGACUGUACUUUGGUGGCUAUGAAUUUCUGCUCAACUGGUUGACUCCAGAAGGGAAAAGUCGGAAGGAUCUGAGUCCGGGGCGGGUGUUGCUGGCAGGGGGCGUGGCAGGGAUGGCCAACUGGGGUUGGGCAAUCGGUCCUGAUGUGCUCAAGUCAAGAUUCCAAACUGCUCCUGAAGGUCAGUAUACAGGAAUCAGACAUGUCUUCAGAGAACUGGUUAGCAUUUAUGUGGCAGUGUGUUUUCGUUGGGGCAAAAUUCAUUUACCACAUAGAUCAUCUAUCAUCCAUAGCAAUUGAGUGUCCAGGUGCAUGUGCUGACAAGAAAGAAUAUUAGGCAACAAAUCCUUUGAACCAAAAUGCGAAAUGAAGGACCCACAGCCAUGUUCCGUGGGAUAACUCCAAUCCUCCUUCGAGCCUUCCCAGCCAAUGCAGCCUGUUUCCUGGGGUACGAAGUGGCCAUCCGUGUCCUAGAGAUGGCUCUACCCAGUAACUGGUAGCAUCGGCUGGUUCCAGUAGAGUAUAUAUUAUAUUUCUCUAUUUUCAAUCUUCAUAAGCAUAAAAAAAUGUAUAUCAUCCAAAUGAUAAUUAUAUUGGCGACUACAUAGAUAAAAUCUGUGUAACACGAGGGUUAGGUAGUGUUUGCAGUGUCCAUACACUCACUGGUGUCCCUUCCCACCUCUUCACUGUCAUUUUCAUCAGCCUGUCCCUUCCUUUUCUUCCGUUCCCGGGCUCUUUUACGUGCAAGGAAUUCGUCGUAGUGCUGCUUUCUCCACUCACGGAACUUUCUCUUGUGUUCUAUCUGUUCCUCUGACAAAAGGUCAUCAGGGUCAACCUCAUUCUCACUGGAGUCCUCCCACCGACUAGCUCUCGGUUUCUCUGCAGCCUCUGUCACCCUACAUUAACACUUCAUGGUAUUAUUAUGUACAUACUUGUAUAUACAGUGAGACCUCCGAAAAAGGACCCUCAUAAUAGACCGUACAAUGGAAAUUUCUUGGCUCUGCUCCAUACUAGUGUAGUAUGUACACUGGACGUCUCAGAAUAGAGGAAACUUUCAACGUCCCAAAGGUGUCCCUUAUUCAGAUGUUUCACUGUCCAAAACUCCCCAUCAUAGCCCACACAUACACAACUCCCCAUCAUAGCCUAUACCAUAGCCCAUGCAUAAAAAAACACUCCCCAUCAUAGCCAAUACAUGUACAAAACUCCCCAUCAUAGCCCAUACAUACAAAACUCCCCAUCAUAGCC